AUGCAGACCUAUGAAUAAAAAAGAAUUGGCAUUAAGUAAUUUAAACUUUAAACUGCACUUAUUCUUAAUUUCCUUGCAACUAGCAUAAACUAAUCCAUUUUUAAUAUAGCCUGCUCGAAAAUAGUAGACGUUGACUAAACACUCAAUUAAAUAGUCUUAAGAAAGCCAGACUCAAGUGAAGUCCCUAAGUCAUUCACAUUUGAUCAUGUUUAUGGAGACUAAUCAACCCAGUAACAAGUAUAUGAUGAUUGCGCAUUCUCUUUAGUAGAAUCAGUACUUGAAGGUACAAUUUUUGCUUAUGGACAAACUGGUUGUGGUAAAUCCCAUACAAUGAUGGGAGUGGUUAAUGAUGAUCCAGUUCCAGGAGCUGAAGAUUUGAAAGGUAUCAUCCCAAAGACAGUAAGACAUGUCUUUGGCUUCAUCGAUGGCUCCUCAGACGGGAAGAAGUUCUUAGUGCGCUGUUCAUAUUUGGAAAUAUAUAAUGAAUAAAUCCUCGAUUUGUUAUGCUUCGCCUCAGGAAAAAAUCAGGCAGCAGGCGAGAACCUUAAGGUUAAAGAGGACCCUAAUAAAGGAAUUUACGUGCAAGACUUGACUAACGUCGUUGUGAAGACUGUGCCUGAAUUGGAAAAAUUGUUGAAUGCAGGAGUUAAAAACAGAAAAGUCGGUGAAACUGCCAUGAAUAAAGAUUCCAGUAGGUCUCACUCAAUAUUCACAAUUUAUGUUGAGACUGCAGAAGACACCCAAGAUGGCAACUAAAAAUUUAAAGUUGGAAAACUGAAUCUUGUCGAUCUAGCAGGAAGUGAAAGAUAAUCUAAAACUGGAGCAACAGGAGAUAGAUUGAAAGAGGCCUAAAAGAUUAAUCUUAGUUUGAGUGCUCUAGGUAACGUUAUCUCAGCAUUGGUUGAUGGCAAAUCUCAGCAUAUCCCUUACAGAGAUUCUAAACUUACCAGAUUACUGUAAGACUCUCUCGGAGGUAAUACCAAGACAAUUAUGAUAGCAGCUUUGUCCCCUGCAGACUAUAACUAUGAUGAAACUUUGUCUACUUUACGUUACGCAGCAAGAGCAAAGUGUAUCCAAAAUAAGCCAAAGAUUAACGAAGAUCCUAAAGAUACCCUGCUCAGAUAAUAUGAAGAUGAAAUUAAGCAACUGAGAGAGAUGCUUGAAUCAAUGAAAAACGGUGUUCAAAUGGAUCCAAGGCUUGCAACUCAAGCAAUCAUGAAUCAUCAAUAGUCGCUGAACAAUAAAAUGCAUGUUGAGGAGAGUGUUGACGAGCUCAUAAGGAAAUUAGAGAAUCAAGGAAAAAAGAUAAAGAUUAUUGAUGAUGAUGAGAUUUAAGAGUCAAUGGACAUAGAUGCUCCUAAGUCAGCACGAGCUAAGAAAUAAAUAACUAAAAAGAUGUCAAACUCGGGGUCUAAAUCUUAGAAAUCUAUAGUUGAAGACACAUCUUCAUCAAUAGUUGGCGAAAUGGAAAGUAAACUUAAGGAAAAAGAAGAAUUACUAAAUGACCAUGUGCAGUAGAAAGAUAGACUAGAGUAAAUGCUCUAUGAUCUAUAAAAGCAGAUGGUUUAGGGUGGUUCAGCUUUGGAAGAAAAGGAAAAGGAGUAAGCCUAGAAAUACCGAGAGUUUCAAUUGAGACUCAAGAAAUAAAAGAAAAAGGAAAAGGAAUUACUUAGAGAGAAGGAGAAGAAGGAGGAAGAGAUGCUUAUGGUGGAGAAGUAAUACAAAUCACUGUAAGAAGAAGUUGAAGAGCAAAGAGAGGUAAUUAAACAACUUAGAAUGAAAUAUAAAUAAGCUGCCUCAGAGGUCAAGGAUCUUGAAUAAGAACAUCAAAUUUAGAAAGAAUCUCUAUUAGAUUCUGUCAGAGAUCAGGAUUUAGACCUUAAAUUCUAUAAGAGGAUUGUCAAGAUGAUGCUCAGAGAUGACGAAAUAGCCAAACUUAAACUAAAGUCUCAAUACGAAGACGAUGACUGGCUUAUUCCAGCAUUCGUUCUCAAAGGAAAAGAAAUGACCUUACCUAAGGUAAACGGCAGAUAAAUGAUGGAGCGAGAAAAGGAUGAAAGAGAAAUGGAGAUCACUGAAGUCGGUGCUGUUGAUGCUGGUGGCUCUAGAUCAACUGGAGACAGUGACAGCGAUGAUCAAUAAGCCUAUAGAAAAUAGGUGAUGAGAACUGCCAAAGAUACUUAGGGAAGUUUCGCCAAAUCUACUAUAAGUUAGAAGAUGAACCAGACGAAGAAGGACGGUAAUGGUAAUACCGGUGGAAGUAGUCUGAGACGAUCUGGUAUCGAGUUCCCCUUCGAAAAGGAUGCUCCCCUAGUCAAGAAUAAUAAAGUAAAUGCCUAGUUAGCUCCGAUCGAAUACAACACAAUGCAGGUUGGCUAGAUCAACACUGGACAACUCCCUCCUCCAAUGAGCAGAGAGGAGUUGAUGAAUUUAGAAAGAAAUCACAAAAAUGUAUCAAUAGAGAACCUACUUAAUUAAGAUACUCUUGUUAAAGGUGGUAAAAAUUAGCUGGCCCCUCUAUAACCAAGGAAAAAAAUGUGA
Molecule: messenger RNA, 2541 nt
Organism: Stylonychia lemnae
Lineage: Eukaryota; Ciliophora; Spirotrichea; Sporadotrichida; Oxytrichidae
Source: the annotation of a GenBank genome assembly